AUGCAGUCUGGGAAAGUGUUGGUGUACUGUCACAUGACAAGCAUUGGACUUGGAGCAUGUGGAGGAGGGGGAUGGACGCUGGUGAUGAAAACUGAUGGCCAUAAGGUAUUGUUACAAUCUGUUGGCUCAGAAUUAAGGCAAAAGCAUGAACAUAGUCCGCCAUAGUUAAUGCUGUAAUUGGCCAGGAUCAGUUAUUAAAAAGGUAGUUUUGGGAAUCUGCGAAGAAAUUGCCUGACUUUUUGUGAUAACUUUUUGCAGUUUAAUAGAGAAUUAACCGUUCACACAUUUCUUUUAAUUAUUUAUUUAUUUCCAUCGCAGCCAACCUUUCACUUCAGUUCCAAACUUUGGAGCAACAAGGUCAAUUUCAACCUUCCAGGAGGGAAGACUGGCAUCGACGCACAUGAGACUAAGCUUCCAACCUACUGGAACACACCCUUCUCAAAGAUCUGCCUGGGAAUGAAAGUCGGACACCAGAAAAAGUUCGUUGUGCUCUUCAAGCAAGCAAGUUCCCUCCACUCACUGAUUUCUGAUGGUCUUUACCGCCCUACCUCACUGGGUCGCAACAAGUGGAAGUCGCUGAUUGGUUCUGAAGCUUCCCUACAGCCUAACUGUAACCAGGAGGGAUUCAACACCAAAUGGAGCUACAGCAAUCCCGCAUACGCCCUCAGAGCAGCGAGAAUUGGUAUACUUGGAAACAACGAAAAUGAUUGCGUAACUUGUGAUUCCAGAAUCGGGUUUGGUACUGGAGGAGGCCCCGAUGACGCCAACACGUGUGGAAACGAAGCUUCAGGCGGAGAUAACGGAGACAAGCACAUCAAAGCAAUGGGAUACAUCUUUGUUCAGUAA
Molecule: messenger RNA, 846 nt
Organism: Porites lobata
Lineage: Eukaryota; Metazoa; Cnidaria; Anthozoa; Scleractinia; Poritidae
Source: the annotation of a GenBank genome assembly